AUGGGAUGUUUGCUAUGUCGGAAAUCGCAACGCGUGAAUCCAUCCGGAUUUGGUAAGACCGCGAAAAAUGCUCACCCGGAGGACGACCACAGUGUAAGCGGUAUCCCUGUGACCGACUGCAAUAUUCCUAUUUGGAAACGUGUAAAAUUAUCUCCAGCUUCUGAUAACAAUUCAUGGUCGAAGCUAGUUGUUAAUUUAUUUAUUGAACUAAAAUUCAUUAACACCAGUGGUAACGUACAAUGUUUCACAAAUGUCAUCUAUAAAAAAUGUGUAGCAACCUUUGAGUACAAAGGAAAGGUUAAAAAACCUGCUGUAAAAAAAUCAAGGAGACAAAAAAAGAUAGGGAUCCUAAAAAGGAAAAAAGAUCGAUUAAGGAACCAACGGAAGAUUGCGGCCGUAGAUGAACGAGUUGGCGUGGACAUACUCUGGAACAAAAAAAAAGAAAAAAAAAACAGGCACGCAUAUUUGUAUUUGAAAGAGAUUUCUUCAGACCUCAGAAUUCAAACAAAAGAGAUCGCUCUCAGAUCUCUUUUGUUUGAAAAAAGAGAUCGCUCUCAGAUCUCUUUUGUUUGA
Molecule: messenger RNA, 573 nt
Organism: Helobdella robusta
Lineage: Eukaryota; Metazoa; Annelida; Clitellata; Rhynchobdellida; Glossiphoniidae
Exons: 2
Coding region: 1-573 (190 amino acids)
Source: RefSeq, a predicted model, not a curated record